Messenger RNA from Rhineura floridana, 2570 nucleotides. It is a transcript of the gene NAPA, whose product is annotated as NSF attachment protein alpha. Gene Ontology annotation, biological process: SNARE complex disassembly; regulation of synaptic vesicle priming; intracellular protein transport. The coding region runs from base 36 to 1151 and encodes 371 amino acids. The record is from RefSeq and is a predicted model, not a curated record. Lineage: Eukaryota; Metazoa; Chordata; Lepidosauria; Squamata; Rhineuridae. The transcript is spliced from 11 exons. Gene Ontology annotation, cellular component: vacuolar membrane; synaptobrevin 2-SNAP-25-syntaxin-1a complex; terminal bouton. Gene Ontology annotation, molecular function: syntaxin binding; soluble NSF attachment protein activity.
UGCGUGAUUUGUUUUGCUUAAAAACCUCGGGUCACAUGAUAGUGGAGGAGCGGGGCGGUUGUGGUGUUAUUGCCGGGUUUUUUUUGCCGUGCGCGCUGACGAGUGUGCGCACGCGUUUUUACGUCACAGCUCCACCUUCCCGGCGGCGUCUCCGUCUUCCCGUCAGUGAGAACAGAAGUCGGCGAAGGCGAGCCAGAGGCCGUCGCAGCCGUUCUUCCUCCCUCUGUCAGUUUAUUUUUCGCUUUCGGCCUGGUAUGGCGAUGGAUACGAGCGGCAAAGAGAAGGAGGCGCUGCAGCUCCUCGCCGAAGCGGACAAGAAAGUGCGCGGCUCCCAGGGAUUCUUCUCGGGGCUAUUCGGGGGUGGCUCCUCCAGAAUUGAGGAAGCAUGUGAUAUCUAUGCAAGAGCGGCCAAUAUGUUUAAAAUGGCCAAGAACUGGAGUGCUGCAGGAAAUGCAUUCUGCCAGGCUGCUCAGUUGCAUCUUCAGUUGCAGAACAAGCAUGAUGCAGCCAUGAGCUUUGUGGAUGCUGGCAAUGCCUUCAAGAAAGCUGAUCCUCAAGAGGCAAUUAACUGUCUCCUCAGAUCUAUUGAGAUCUAUACAGACAUGGGCCGUUUCACCAUUGCAGCCAAGCACCACAUAACAAUAGCAGAGAUCUAUGAGACGGAGCUGGUGGACAUUGAAAAGGCAAUAGCCCACUAUGAGCAAGCUGCAGAUUACUAUAAAGGUGAAGAAUCUAAUAGCUCUGCAAACAAGUGUUUGCUGAAAGUGGCUACCUAUGCAGCUCAACUGGAGCAGUACCAGAAGGCUAUUGAGAUCUAUGAGCAGGUGGGGACCAGCGCCAUGGACAGCCCCCUGCUGAAGUACAGUGCCAAGGAGUAUUUCUUCAAGGCAGCGCUCUGCCACUUCUGCAUUGACAUGCUCAAUGCCAAGCUGGCUGUACAGAAAUAUGAAGAAAUGUUCCCAGCUUUCUCAGACUCCAGAGAGUGCAAACUGAUUAAAAAAUUGCUGGAUGCUCAUGAAGAACAGAACAUUGACAGCUACACUGAAUCGGUGAAGGAGUAUGACUCCAUCUCUCGCUUGGAUCAGUGGCUCACCACCAUGCUCCUACGCAUCAAGAAAACCAUACAGGGUGAAGAGGAGGACCUACGCUAAGCUGUUGCCUCCCCCAACCUCUGCCUCUCAUCUGCAGAACUCUGCCUGGAUCGGCUCUGGGGCAGGAGAGAGGUCUCGGCACAAAGGAACUGGACUUGAACGGCAAAUGGGUUAUUACUGCUCCUUUUCUCAUCACCUCUCUCUCUCUCUCUCUCCUUCCUGCCACCUCUUAGUACUGCAAAAAACAGGGCUGGGGAAUGUGUCGCCUGCGGACUAACUGCAACUGGAGAGAGGUGAAGGCUGUAACAUGGACGUUUUCCCUUUUGUUGCCUUGCUGUCCCUUCCCAGAUCCAAGCACGUUGCUUUCUGAACCAGCAUUUACCUACUUCCAAUGGCUUAAAAUCAUUUGUAUGGCUUAACAUUUAAAGUCUCUCUAGUGGGUUCAGAUGAUUGCAUCAGCUUCCUUUCUUCCUCCCAGAGAACUUGUUGGAAGCACACCUGGGGUAGAAGGUAGCCUCUUUUUUGUACAGCAGAGGAGAUGCCCCCAUACCUGUGGCCUCAUCCCUUGGACCACAUCUUCCAGAGCAGUUCCAGCCUCCCUCCCUCAGGCAGAGGUUGGGUGGCAGCUUUUCCCCCUUUCCUUGGGCUUGUAUCCAAUACCUGUCCUCCAAAAACAGAAGCAUUGUUUCUGUUCGAAAGAUUGACAUGUAACUGCCAGAGCUGGGUCUUCUAUGGAGGCUGGCACACCCACCCCCAAAUUUCAAGUACUGGCAGACAUCUGAGAACUCGUAGAAAUUCUAAAUAUUUUAAACAUGGUGUAUGUGCUAAUUCUGCUUCUUUUCCUGACUUCAAGAAGCUUUUCUUGCCCCCUAGUUUACCGUCUUGAAUUCAGGUAGGAAGGUGCUCUCCCAGCUUCCCCCUUGUCUUUAGAAGUCAGCGCCACUCACCCAUACAAUAUACACAAGUAUGGGGGUCAGUGUAUAUCCAUUUGCUGUCACUAGGGGAUGUAGGAUGUAUGUUCUCCUGCUGCCUGCAUAGGAAGAGGCAGACAAACCCUGAGCCAUGCAGCAGGUAGCCAAAAACCUAUUUAAUGCUAGUAACUCUCUUUGUGCUGAAGCUGUCUUGAUUAACUACCAUCUUGUCUUGCAUGGUUCUCCUUCAGGCUUAGUUUGAAGGGAGCAAUUCUUCUGCUGAGUAUUCUAUGUUCUGUAUUCAUUGUCAUGAAGGUUUUUUCUCCCUGGAUUUCUUCUUGUGUUGGCUUUCAAAGAAACAAAACUAAAGUUAUCAUGUCGUUUGAGACAAAAGGGUUGAUAUCUUCAUGAGGGAUUCUCAUGUUAACUUUUUAUUAUUCAUGGGGGGUGGGGGGUGGAAUUAAGUGCUGCUGCAUGUUUUAAAAUGUCCACCGGAAAGUGACUCUGAUAACAGUAAAAUAACUUGCACACAGCAACAAACAAUAAAAUUUGCAUGGAUGGAAAAAAA